This is a messenger RNA of Orycteropus afer afer, 538 nucleotides long. Its product is annotated as proteasome maturation protein. Gene Ontology annotation, cellular component: cytoplasm; nucleus. The record is from RefSeq and is a predicted model, not a curated record. Gene Ontology annotation, biological process: proteasome assembly. Lineage: Eukaryota; Metazoa; Chordata; Mammalia; Tubulidentata; Orycteropodidae.
CGAUAAAGAGAGCAAGCUCAAGAUGAAUGCCAGAGGACUUGGAUCUCAGCUUAAAGACAGUAUCCCCGUGCCUGAGCUUUCAGCAAGUGGGCCUUUUGAAAGUCAUGAUCUGCUUCGGAAAGGGUUUUCUUGUGUGAAAAAUGAACUUUUGCCUAGUCAUCCUCUUGAAUUAUCAGAAAAAAACUUCCAGCUCAACCAAGAUAAGAUGAAUCUCUCCACCCUGAGAAACAUCCAGGGCCUGUUUGCGCCACUAAAACAGCAGAUGGAGUUCAAGGCCGUGCAGCAGGUUCAGCGUCUUCCAUUUCUCCUGAGCUCAAACCUUUCACUGGAUAUUUUGAGGGGUAAUGAUGAGUCUGUUGGAUUUGAAGACAUUCUUAAUGAUCCAUCACAGAGUGAAGUAAUGGGGGAGCCCCACACAAUGGUGGAAUAUAAGCUUGGCUUACUGUGACAGGGUGCUGGCCACAGGAGCAGGCUGCGGUGUGUUCAGAGGUGUCUGUUUGCUGUAGUUGGAUGUAUACAACAUUAAAAGUACUGACAC